This is a messenger RNA of Solanum lycopersicum (tomato), 1141 nucleotides long. Its product is annotated as 17.5 kDa class I heat shock protein-like. The record is from RefSeq and is a predicted model, not a curated record. Lineage: Eukaryota; Viridiplantae; Streptophyta; Magnoliopsida; Solanales; Solanaceae.
UGGAAUUCAAAAUGAACUUUUCUAAACUAUAAAGUAAAGGCUAAAGGACAACAUAGAGCAACGUCCUUGUUAAUAUGGCUCAUUUAACCAAGCAUUACACUUGAAUCGUAGCAUAUAAUGUGUUGGAUUUGCGCCCAACAAGCCACAAGGUGACAUACAACAUUGUAAUGGAGGGGUUUGGCCAUUGUGGUUAUCUAGAGGAAGUUGACGCAGUUGUUAAUCAAACUCUGUGUAAUGUCAAAAUGUGAAUAGUAUUAACAGCAAUAAAUGACCAACUUUGAAUCCUACAUCUUUUACCAUUUGAAUUGAAGCAAAAGCACAGAAUAAAAACAUUGCCUUUGUCAAGAAGAAAUAUAGGCUUUUACAUACAGGGUAAAAGAACCGAAUAAAAAUUUGCAGCAUCUUACAAGAAAAGCUAUUUGAAAAUGCUCCUAGCAAAAUAAACAAUAUCCAUCAAUAGAAUUAUUACACAGUAAGUUCAUCCAACAAGUCUAACUAAUGGCACAUUAUGAGUAUUACAAAAGAGGGGCUAAUUCGGUAUACGAAGAUAUUGAACCUUCUUCCAGCUGGAUAGAAGAUACUCAAAACCAUUAUUUUCUUAUUGAUCUCCCUGGGUUCAAAAGGGAGGAAGUAAAGCUUCAAGUUGAUAUAUUUGGCAAUAUAAUGGUAAGUGGAGAAAGGAAGGUAAGAGAAUAUAAAUCCAUUCGCUUUCAAAAAUCAGUGAAAGCGCCUGAAAAGUCGAAAUAUGAGGAUUCUAGCGUCAAGCUUGAAGACGGGAUUCUGUACGUGAUCAUCCCAAAAGAAGUACCAGAAAACAAUGAACACGACGAGACAGCAAAUGAUAGCUCAGGCCAUGAAGAUAAUCAACAAAAGGAUACAGAGGAAAUAGAAAGUUCAAAUGGUGAAGUUUCAGAGGAAAAAGAAAAUGACAUACAAGGAUUGAGUCAGGACGAUGAAUUCCACGAUGCAAAGAUGGCGAAGAACAGGCACGAGGUAGGUAUAGUGAUUGCAGGAAAAGAAAUUCUAAGGAAGAACAAAUCAAUUGUAAUUACAGCAGUGCUUGCAUUUUCGUUCGGGGUUUUCAUUUCUAAAAAAUCUAAGUCAAGUAAAAUCAAUCAAGCUUCGUGAUUAGUAUUUCUCA